UCCUAUAGGUAGACAUAUACAAGGCAAGCUGUACCUGUCAGGCAGCUUGGGUUGAAUUCACUGAAAGGUAUUAUUGGGAUUUUCUCCUUGGCUUUGCUUGUUUUCGUGUAGGUGGAUUUGGUGAUAGAGAGUCAAACUGCUGUACUAUCCAACCCCUAUAGCCUGUCACCGGGGUAGCAGAGACUGUCGCCAGUCGGAGAACGUGGUAUGCAGGUCGGUGUAGCCGCCGACCUUGGGGUUUGUAGAAACCUGUGAAUUCCCACGAUCGGAGAGAAUUGGCAGGAAUCGGCUUCGCGUCAUCGGAACACCUCACAAUGCUCGGGAGAUCAGGAGUACUCCAAGCCUUGCCUCUGACGGAUUUCAUAAGUUUUGUUCAGGAUUCUCCGUUCUGUGGAUUAUAAACGCAAAGUUCUCUAUUCUGUGUGGAUUGUUUGUGUAUUCUGCUCCAGAUCCCUUCGUCUGGUAUUCCUUCAUUUAUAUUUGCAGUCCGCUCUGUAUUCCGUCUUGCGUAAAGUGGUAUCGCCUAUGUCUGCCAGGUGACUAAGGAACUUAACUUGUUGGAUGGUAUAAUCUGCCAUCAUGCCAGCGGGUCCACUACGCAGCCAACUACUAUGGCUACUAGCAGCAACAUCUCUUGCCAUUCUCACUCUAGUCACGGCUCAAACAGAUCCUUGCCAGCAACAGCCGUGCGUCAACGGUAGCCUAUGCCGCCAAGCGUACCUUUCACCGGGUUACAUUUGUGAGUGCAGCGGCGACUGGCAGGGCCAGAACUGUGAUCGGAGAUUCCCGGGAACAUCAGAGACUAUGCCCAAACAGUGCGGAACCAAUUUCUACACCAAUUCGGGGACCAUUGUAUCUCCUAAUUUUCCGCAACCAGAGCCUCACAAUCAAGAUUGCUACUACCUUGUCCGAAUUCCCUCGGCUUUGUCCAUCAAUUUGCGCUUCAACACCUUCGUCUCUGAGCCCAAUAAGGACGAGCUGUACAUCUUCCCGGGCACUGAAGUGAAUUUCAACUUGCCAGGCGUUCGGGAAUACAACGGGACAUUGUCUCCACAAUUCCCAGCUCAGGUUUUCAACACCAACCAGCUGGUUUUGUACUGGCUCACGGAUUUUAACAUCAACAGUCCGGGAUUCUCCAUCGCGUAUGACAUCGAUCCGGACCCAUGCUGGAUGAAUCCAUGUCAGAAUGGGGGAACAUGUACCACGCUGGCCAUGGGGCAGGGCUACUCCUGUGCAUGUCUGCAGGACUUCAGUGGAGACGACUGCCAAAUAGGCACAGUUAUUGUAUCUCAGACAACUAUCAGCGUCAUCAUAGGGAGCACCCUCGCUGAGGGCAGGGUCAGUCAUCCCUUGACCUUUGACCUGACUUUUUCCCCCGGCACCACCCUCUUCAGCCUGACUGGCACCGGGCUGUGGAGUGUCACGCUGUUUCUGACGGACGGCGCAAACAACAGGGUGGUGACACAGAACAUUCCGCUGACCAGCCAGCAAAACAGUGUGUCAUGGCAACCUCCCUCAUCCUCAAUCAUACGCACGAUACAGGCCAUCAUCAACCUCAACACGUUGGCCUGCCCACAGAUGCGUUCUGUCUGUGCCAUGAUUGGUCAGGGGAGUAACCCAACUCCACCCUUCUCAAUGCGGGGCACCCCUAACGAGAACGCGCUGAUUGGCUGCACGCCAGUGCAGUGCCGAGGGGUGGAAGUGACCAGUGUCCAAUUUGACAACACCUUGCGCACACUGCGAGAGGGUGUGAGCACUCAGAGCCUACAGUUCAGCUUGACUAUGUCCACUGAUCCCCAGGGUGGGACAGUCUCGGGGUCCAACCUCUGGAAGAUCACUGUGUUUGGCAGCAACCAGGCCAAUGGUCAAGGCUCACAGGUGCUGACCUCUCAGCUGUCCCUCAGUCCGUCGCAGGCUGGCGCUGGCGUAGUUGCUGGAACAGUCCGGUUCUUCAACCUCCAGACCAGCCUGAGCCUGGCUGGGAUUGUCUGUCCCCAAGUGCGCUUUUUCUGUGUCCGUGUGGAGAAAAGCAACAGCCCUACACCCCAGUUUACGCUGAGCGGUGUGCCAUCAGAUGCUGUGCUGACGGCUUGUCAGGCAACAACAUGCAGAGGAGUUCAAGUGACAGGUACAACGGUUUCCAUAUCCUCGGGGACGCCUCUGAUUGAACGACGUUCCAACAGUGUGGCCUUUAGCCUGUCCAUUCAGACUGACCCCAACGGGGGCAGUGUAAACGGACAAAACCUCUUCAGCAUUCAGACAUUUGGUAGUAACAGCCUGACGGGUACCAGCAUCAGGAUCUCGGAGCGUCAGAUCCAAGGGAACACCGGAAUUACAGCUGGUCGCUUGGCAACCAUACCCAACCUGUCAACAACAGUGAAUCUCAACGGCCAACUUUGUCAGCAGAUCAAUGCGCUGUGCACUGUGCUGUCCAAGAGCACACAGGCCAACCCAGACUUCACGUUGGACCCUGUGCCGAGCAGCGCCGUGUUACAAGAAUGUGUCAGCAUCGAAUGUAGAGGGGUUUAUAUUCAGACCAUGAAUGUUGUUCUCACCGGUGGGGGGCUGAUCCUCUUCGGUAACCGUAACCAACUGUUGACCUUUAACCUCGGGGUUCAGGCGGGCUCGCCUAGCGCCAGCAUCGCUGGGUCUGGCCUCUGGCGGCUGUUUGUCUAUGCCAACAACCGGCUAGACGGGACCGGUCCACGGAUUGGUCAAGUUGGAGUCAUGCUGACCUCUGGCCAACAGAACUCCGGGAUCAGCGCCAACCAGCUGGUCAAUUUCAACAACUUACAGGUGACAAUGGAUUUGAGUUCAGUAACGAGCUGUGCCAAUAUCAUCUACCUGUGUGUGGAACUACAGAAGGGGCUGACGUCAAUCCCUGAUUUUACUCUGGAGGGCAGCACAGUACGAUGCUUGCAGGUGCAGUGUGCAAUGUUCAAUCCUUGCCAAUCUAACCCGUGCCGGAAUGGAGCAACCUGUAACAAUGUUGGCGGAGCAUACACCUGCAGCUGUAGUAAUGGGUGGACUGGUCCACUGUGCUCAGAUGCUGUGAAUGCUUGCAUGGGUAUCGUCUGCCAAAAUGGUGGCACCUGCAUCAACAGGCAGUUCUCCUUUGAGUGUCAGUGUUUGUUAGGUUGGAGGGGAACGCUGUGUGAGGUGGUAGACGUUGGUGUCCAGAUUAUCACCACCAGUCUGAGUGUAACGUUGGGUACCAUCCGAGAGUACACCGCUCAGAAUACCCUCACGCUGUCCGUCACCCUGACUAACAGUCAAACGGGGAGCUCAUUAGCAGCUGGAAGUGGUUACUGGCAGGUGAUCGUUUUCACCAGUCAGCAAGCCGACGGCCUGAGUACUCGCUUCAACCAGCAAACCCUCAGUCUGAAUGCCAUUGUAUCAGGCCUGGGGAUCACCGCAGGAGGCACACUAACUCUCUCCAACAUCCCUGCUACGCUCAACCUGCUAGGCCAGUCUUGCAGCAGCGUGCCGUAUGUCUGCAUAGAGGUUCAGAAGGGGAGUAACCCCUCCCCUGAUUUUGUCUUGACGGGGUCACUCAUCGCAUGCCAGCCAACCAACUGCUUAGGUGUUCAAAUUGUCAACACCCAGCUGAGAGUGGUGUCCACCAGCAACGUCAGAGAACGCAGCUCUAGCAACUCCUUGACCCUUGACCUCAUUAUCACCGCUAGCCUCAAUGGUGGCAGCGUGUCUGGUAGCCGCCUCUGGCGACUGACGGCAUUCCUCAGCACCCUGCCAGAUGGCUCCGGUGUCCAGUACUCCCCAACAUUCAUCCAGCUCUCGGAUGCUCAGGCGGGUACCAGCCUUCAAGCCGGUCUCACCUCCACCAUUUCGUCCCUGCAAACUAACGCCAACACUGCAAGCAACAACCUGAUCUGCGGUCAGUUUGGCUACAUUUGUGUCCGUCUGGAGAAAGGAUUAAACCCAUCUGUCGAUUUCCAGUUAGGCGAUGGCACUCAGUCUUAUGUGGCUUGUGCUCCUGUUAACUGCCGAGGUGUUGAGAUCACUGACGUGGUGGCGACCAUCUUAUCCGGCGAACCUGUCAACACGGAGACCACCAACAACAUUCUUACCUUCAAUGUCCAGGUCUCAUCUGCUGUGGCAGGGGCCAGCGUGAGUGGUACCAACCUUUGGCAGGUGAUCAUCUUCUCGGACACCCAGCUGAACGGUCAAGGCCUGACAGUCAUCCAGAUGCAGGCCGUUCUCCCUGGCAACACGGCUAGUACCUUCCUGCAAGCGGGAGUGGACAUGAUCCUACGCAACAUUCAGGUCACCCUUGACCUGACGCAAAUCUCCUGUAACCAGAUUCCCUACAUCUGCGUCCGUCUCCUGAAGUCAUCCAACCCGAGCCCUAACCCCGAUUUCACCUUCACUGCCGUCCCUUCGGAGGAUGUCCUGCUUCAUUGUCAGCCUCUUGAUUGCAUGGAUCCGUCACCGUGUAUUGGCAAUCUUUGUGAGAAUGGUGCCCAGUGUACUGCCCUAGGUUCUGGUAGCUACCGAUGUGAGUGUACGCCAGGUUGGACUGGUUUAUACUGCAAUGUAGUUGCCGACUACUGUCUGAUCACGCAAACGCCUUGUUUUAAUGGCGGACAGUGCGUCAGCUUGUCGGAUCGCUACCAGUGCAUCUGCCCACAGGCGUGGGUUGGCACACGAUGUCAAACAGAUAACCCCUGUGUUCCCAUCAACCCUUGUUUCAACGGAGGUACCUGCUUCCCUGAUCAAAUUGGAGGCUACAUUUGCACCUGUUUGCAGGGAUUCAGUGGCGAAAACUGCCAGAUUACACCAGAUCCCUGCCAGUCGGAUCUCUGUCAAAAUGGAGCCACCUGUGUGCGGAUCGGAACUGGCUUAGAUUAUGAAUGCCGCUGCCUAGCAGGCUAUGCCGGAACUUAUUGUAACAUUGCACUAGAUCCAUGCGAUAGUCGUCCGUGCCUUAACGGAGGCAACUGUAGCCAAGUGGGCAUGACUUAUGCCUAUCAGUGUCAAUGCCCCAACGAAUUUACCGGAACCAACUGCCAAACAGUCAGGGAUUUCUGCUCUCCCAAUCCUUGCUUGAAUGGUGGGGUCUGCCUCAGGCAGGGCACCAGUGGUUACACUUGUCAGUGCUCAUUGGGUUACACGGGCACCAACUGUGCCACCAGGCUAGAACCCUGUGCCAGCAACCCAUGCCAGAACGGUGGAGCUUGCUCCCGAGUGGGAACCAACUUUGUCUAUCAGUGCCAGUGUGUGCAGGGCUUCACGGGUACCAACUGUGAGACACCAAAUGCCUGCAUCAGCAACCCGUGUCAGAAUGGAGGCCAGUGUAACCAGCAGGGAGCCGGGUACCAGUGCCAGUGCCAGCAAGGUUAUGAUGGUCUCAACUGCGAAAUAGUACUGAAUCCUUGUGUUAGUUCUCCGUGCUUUAAUGGAGCCACAUGCAUCCUGCUGGGCACUAACUUCAGAUGUCAGUGUGCACCAGGUUACACGGGCACCAACUGCAGAACUGUACAAAAUCCUUGUGAUAACAACCCUUGUCUUAAUGGAGGAGUGUGUUCAUGGCAAGGCCAGGUUUUAGUCUAUCAAUGUCAGUGUCCAGCAGGCUAUAGCGGCAACAAUUGCCAAUUAAUUACAAAUCCUUGUGUUAGUUCUCCAUGUUUCAACAGAGCCACAUGUCUGCAACAGGGGACUGAUUUCAGGUGUCAGUGUGCCCCAGGCUACACAGGCUUAAACUGCGGAACCAUACAAAAUCCUUGUGAUAACAACCCUUGUCUUAAUGGAGGAGUGUGUUCGUGGCAAGGCCAGGUUUUAGUCUAUCAAUGUCAGUGUCCAGCAGGCUAUAGCGGCAACAAUUGCCAAUUAAUUACAAAUCCUUGUGUUAGUUCCCCGUGUCUUAAUGGAGCCACAUGCUUCCUACAGGGCACUGACUUCAGAUGUCAGUGUGCACCAGGCUACGCAGGGACAAACUGUGGGACCAUACAAAAUCCUUGUGAUAACAACCCUUGUCUUAAUGGAGGAGUGUGUUCAUGGCAAGGCCAGGUUUUAGUCUAUCAAUGUCAGUGUCCAGCAGGCUAUAGCGGCAACAAUUGCCAAUUAAUUACAAAUCCUUGUGUUAGUUCCCCGUGUCUUAAUGGUGCCACGUGCCUUUUACAGGGCACCGACUUCAGAUGUCAGUGUGCACCAGGCUACACAGGCACCAACUGCGGGACUGUACAAAACCCAUGUGAUGCCAAUCCAUGCUUAAAUGGUGGAAUGUGUAAUUGGUUUGGACAAGCCUUGAUAUACCAAUGUCAGUGCCUGCAAGGCUACAGUGGCAACAACUGCCAAGUAAUACAAAAUCCCUGCAAUAGCAACCCCUGUCAGAACGGUGGUUUGUGUCAAUGGCCUGUUACAAGUUUUGCCUACACCUGCCAGUGCACCCUCGGCUUCACUGGUUUGAACUGCGCGACAGCUCUGAAUCCAUGCUCAAGUAAUCCAUGUAACAAUGGAGGCAUAUGCUCUUGGCUGGUACCCGACUACCGUUACCAGUGUCAGUGCCCGCCGACACACACUGGUAACAACUGUGAAAUCCCGCUUGGAUCAUGCUUCUCAAGCCCCUGUCAGAACGGUGCCACAUGUUUCAACCUGAACCAAGGGUCAGGCUACUUCUGUAGUUGUCCCUCCAGCUUCAAGGGAGAAAACUGCCAGUAUCCAGAGCCUUGUAUUUCGUCGCCAUGUUUGAACGGUGGAACAUGCUCUUCCAACACCAUUGGAUCCAGCUUCACCUGUACCUGUCUAGCCAAUUUUCAGGGAAACAGUUGCCAAUUUCCAAAUCCAUGUAGUUCCCAGCCCUGCCAGAACUUUGGAAUCUGUGUACCCGAUAAUUUUGGCUCAUCCUAUUCUUGCACCUGCCAACCAGGUUACCUUGGUGAUCACUGUCAGUUUGCAAAUCCCUGCAUUUCCAAUCCAUGUUUUAAUGGUGGGCAGUGUGAGACGGAUAACGUCGGUUCACGGUACACUUGUAGUUGCCCUGCAAGUUUUGUUGGGGACCGGUGUCAACUCAAUGAUCCAUGCCUACCCAAUCCUUGCCAGAACGGAGCUGUGUGUUCCCUGGCAAAUGGUGGACAGACCUACCAAUGUAGCUGCAUCAAUGGCUUCUUUGGACAGAACUGCCAAAUACCAGAUCCUUGCCGCAGUCUUCCAUGUCUUAAUGGUGGAGCCUGCGUAACCACCAACGCUGAUCCCUGUUUCUCCCUCCCUUGCCAAAAUGGUGGCACCUGUGAGCCCCACCCACUGGGGACUAGUUUCACCUGCAGCUGUCAGCCUGACUUCCAGGGCGCCCUCUGCCAAAACAGAAAUCCCUGUGCCUCCAAUCCAUGCCUUAAUGGUGGUGCCUGUCAGGUCGGCAUCGGUGGUACUUCCUAUUUUUGUAACUGCCCAGUACAAUUCUUGGGACCUCGCUGCCAGAAUAGCGAUCCUUGUCUUUCAAGGCCAUGCCUUAAUGGUGGUGUCUGCACUUCUGCAGCCCAAGGCUUGCUGUACUCUUGUACCUGCCCACUUCAGUACUUUGGCAUGAACUGCGAAAUCCUGGAUGCUUGCACCUCUAGUCCUUGUCUGAACGGUGGAGUCUGCAACCCAUCCUCGUUUGGUUUUACCUGUACUUGUGCACCAGGCUUUAAUGGAGUCAGGUGUACUAACUCCGAUCCCUGCGGGCGCCAGCCGUGCCAAAACGGCGGUUCUUGCUUUGAGAGCACUGGCCCUACCGGCUUCUUCUGCCGUUGCACGUCCGGCUUCAUUGGUGCCACCUGCCAAUUUCCGGACCUUUGCAGCUAUAGUCCAUGCCUGAAUGGGGGGACGUGUAGCAAUUUCCCCUUGGGCAGCGACUUUCUCUGCGUGUGCCCGCAGGGGUAUUCUGGCAAGAGAUGUGAUGAAUUUAACCCUUGUAGUUCCGACCCUUGCCUGAACGGUGGAACCUGCAACCGAGACAGCUUGGGCCAAGUGUACAGCUGCAUUUGUCUCAUUAGCUAUGUCGGCACCAAUUGCGAGUUUGGACCAAACUGUUUCAGUCCCACCGAUUUCCGCUGUGGAAGCGGGGAGUGUAUUCCUGCCUCCCGCCAGUGUGAUCAAAGCUUUGACUGUGCCGACAGCUCAGAUGAAAACACCUGUUCACGCCAGUGCACCAGUCAGGAGUUCCGAUGCACCAGUGGUACAUGCAUCAAUAUCCAGCUUGUCUGUAAUGGGAUCAAUGAAUGUCCUGAUGGAUUGGAUGAACAGAACUGUGCAUCGCCGUGCGACUCAACGCCGUGUCUGAACAGCGGUGCGUGCAUGAAUUCUGGGACCAACUUCAUCUGCAACUGUGCCCAGGGAUGGACAGGGACAACAUGCGACCAAGUGGCGCCCAGAAACAACUUGCCUCCAACAUUCCUCAAUCAAAUUAUUUCUAUCAACAUACCAGAAGACACCUUGGCAGGUACGAUUAUCUACACGCUGAAUGCCGCUGACCCUGAAAAUGACACUUUGACCUUUGGCCUGUCUGAUUUUGUGGCCCAGCAGCUCUUUAUUAUCGUUCCCAAUCCCAACGACCCCAUGUCAGCAUUCUUGACACUGAAGACUCAGCUUGACAGAGAGGUUCAAGGCUUCUAUUCAUUUGUAGUUUUUGUCACAGAUGGAUCAAAUGAGGUUAUUCAUAAUGGCAAUUUACUGUUGUCGGAUAUCAAUGACAACCCACCGAUGUUUACCAACCUUCCCAACACAACCACUGUCUUCGAGAAUGCUAUAAACGGGCCCACCAUUUUUGAUGUGAAUGCAGUAGAUCCAGACUCGGGACUUGGCGGCAUUGUCACUUACAGCAUCACCUCAGUCAGUGGGGUACAUGUGGGCUCUGAUGCACUAUUUUCCAUCAACCAGUUCUCGGGCGUAGUAAUCUUGACAGGUCCCCUGGACUAUGAGACCAACCAAGUCUACUCUCUAGACAUUCAGGCUUUGGAUUUGGGAAACAACAGCCUGAGAACUACUAGUACGCUGACAGUACAAGUCCUGGAUGUGCAGGAUACCGGACCAGUGUUCAUCAAUACGCCAUAUGACAGAACCAUCAAUGAAGGAACACCUCUGAACACGGUUGUGGUGACUGUGCUAGCAGUGGAUCAAGAUACUAUCAAUGCAAAUAAUGUCACCUAUGAAAUCCUUGGAGGAAAUCUGGGGUCGUUCUUUAGGGUGGAUAGUGUCACUGGGGAAGUCAUUUUGGUGCGGGAAUUAGACCGGGAGAACAUCAACACACCAGCAGCUGUAGAAUUGAUUGUCAGGGCUAUAGAGAUUGGUUCCAAUGGUGCAGCAUCUGUCAUUGAAACAUUUAUCAUCACUAUCAAUGACAUUGAUGACGAAUCACCUGUGUUCAACCAAUCAACGUACACUGUCAGUGUGUCUGAGGCUGAAACCCCAGGAUUUGUAUUGCCCGUUGGAAUUGAAGUCAGCGAUGGUGAAAUUGUGAUCCAGGGUAAUUUCCGCAUCACCCUCCAAAAUUUCAACAUCGUGCCCUUCUCCAUUUCCCCCUCCUCGGCAGUGGACCAGGCCAUUGUAACGCUGACCCUGAUUCGUCCAUUGGAUUAUGAGAACACCCGGAGCUAUGACUUACAGCUUAUGGCAGAAGAUACAGCGAUCUCCACUGCUACAGUGGUUGUCACGGUGAUAGAUGUCAAUGAUAAUGAUCCUAUUUUUACUCAUGGCACUCAAACGAUUGCCCUGGAGGAAGGUUCGCCGAUGGGCACUGUGAUUACCUCGGUAACUGUGACUGAUGCAGAUGAAGGCAUCAAUGCCAAUACAGAGUUCAACAUCAUUGCUGGAAAUCAAGCGGGUUUGUUUGCCAUAAACACGAUCACAGGUGUGAUCACAACGACAUCAGUUAUUGACUUUGAGAAUUCAGCCAGCACAUACACUCUGACCAUUGAGGCACGGAACACGCAGCCUGCAGUUUCCCCAGCUGAUGGAGUCAGCGAAGUGACUGUUCUAGUGACCAUUACAGACAUCAACGACAGCCCACCAGUAUUCCAACAGCCUAACUACCUAAUACAGAUCAUCGAGCUCUCAGAUACCGGACUGACCAUUGGUCGAGUGAUAGCCAAUGAUGCUGACUCAGGGCCAGCUGGUGAGGUAACCUACACUAUCCUCAGCGGCAAUGACAACGGCACAUUCCUAGUGGAUCCCAACAGUGGAAACAUCAUCCUGCUUCAACCUCUUGACCGGGAAACCGUUUCCUUCUACAACAUCACUGUCCAAGCCCAGGAUAGAGCAGCGCCUCCACUUAGUGCCACAACCUACGUCAUUGUCGAAGUGCGUGAUUUCAAUGACAAUGAUCCACAGUGGAUCAGAGACCGUUACACUGCUUCGGUGGUGGAAGGGCAGCCUGCAAACACAUUUGUUAUCCAGGUAAUGGCUCAGGAUGCUGACAUUGGCCGGAAUGCAUUGCUUAGAUAUGAGCUGGCACAGCUCAGUCAGUAUCUGUAUAUUAACCUGACCACCGGUCAGAUAUUCACCAGUAUGCCACUGGAUCGAGAACAGACAGAAACUAUCGAGGUCAACGUGCGCGUGCGAGAUGAUGGUGACCCACGGCGCUUCUCAAGCCAGCUAGCUGUGGUCACAGUGACUGUACUAGAUAUCAAUGACACACCACCAACCUUCGCUGGUACCCCGUAUAGGUUUGAGGUGGCAGAGAAUGAAAGAGCUGGAACAUUUGUUGGCCAGGUGACAGCAGCUGAUCCUGACAGUAUUGGUACCCUGACGUACUCCUUCGCAUUCCCACAAACCCAAUUCCUGAUCGACCCCACCAUGGGCACCAUCACAACUAUUAACUCGCUCGACCGAGAACAGCAAGACCAAUACAACAUCCAAGUUAAUGUCACAGACGGGACAUUUGAGACCACGACCGACGUCCUGAUCGUGGUUACAGAUGUUAACGACAACCAGCCAGUGUUCAGCCAGGUCUUGUACGAAGUUACCGUUGCUGAAAACACGCCAGCCAGGAUUAUACUCAACCUCAUGGCUAAUGAUUCAGAUAUUGGCCUGAACAGUGACAUCAUUUACCAGUUUGACCCGUCCAGCAACACUCCUAUUGGACCCUUCCUUCUGGACCGGCUGACUGGUGAACUGCGGACUACCAGCUCUUUAGACAGGGAGACUCAGGAUUCUUACACCUUGGUAGUCAAUGCCAUUGACCGGGAGGGCGGGUCCGGCAGUCUUCAGGCGGUAGCCACUGUGCUUGUCACUGUGACUGACGUCAAUGACAACAGGCCCGUCUUUGAAUUCCAGAACUAUGCUGAAUCUGUAGCGGAGGACGCAGCUCAGGGACAGCAGAUUGUAACGGUCCGAGCAACGGAUGGAGACACUGGUGACAAUGCUGUCAUCCUCUAUCGCAUUAUCCAAGGCAACGGUAACAAUAACUUCCAGAUCAAUUCUAGCACCGGUGUUAUCUCCCGCGGCCCUACCCCACUGGACAGGGAAACCGAAGACUCCUACUUGCUGACAGUGGAGGCGUACAAUGAUGGAGACCUGCCCCCUAGAAAUACUGCGACUGUGACCAUCACAGUCACUGACGUUAACGAUGAAGCACCACGCUUCACCCAGGAUGUCUACCUGAAGCCCGACCUGCUAGAGACUGCUGAAGCAGGUACCGUUGUGGUGACAGUGUCAGCCAAUGACCCGGACCUGGGCCAAGGUGGGGAGAUCCAAUACAGCAUCACAGGCGGCAAUGAAGGCAACUACUUCGUAAUCGAUUCCUACUCUGGUAGGAUCACGGUGCUCAGUACCCUGCCGGAUUAUUCCAUCCAGUCCACCUACAACCUGACGGUGACAGCACAAGACCAAGCCCAACCCUUCCACACGGCCACGGCCACAGUCCGGGUCCUACUGGUGGAUGCGCAAGACGACCCACCCGAGUUCACCAUGGCCCGCUAUGAGGUCAAUCUGACCGAAAACGUUGGGGAAGGGUAUCCCUUCUUGCAAGUUGUUGCCCAAGUACCAGGUAAGCCCAAUGCUAUGGUGACCUACAGUCUGGAACCCAAUGUCAACCCAACCAUUCUCCAAAUGUUUGACGUCGACCCUGUAACGGGUUGGCUGACGACAAAGGGAAUGAUUGACUAUGAGACAGGGCCACCACUCUACACGUUCACCGUGUUAGGAAUGACUGAAGCUGGAUUAUCAGGCUCGGCUGCUGUUUGGGUUCACAUCCAAGAUUUGAACGACAACCCACCUGUCUUUGUGACAUUCCCCAACGGAGCGGUGACAGUGGAUGAAAAUAUGGCUGGCGGCUUUGUGGUUGCCACAGUAGCUGCCAAUGAUGCGGACUCGGGAAUAAAUGCCGAUGUUGUUUAUGUGAUCAGCGGAGGAAAUGAAGAGGGUCACUUCGAUAUUAUCCCCAACGCAGAAGAGGCGCUAAUUGUCACCACGACAGCACUGGACAGGGAGACCGUUGAUAGAUACACACUGACGAUUACAGCAUCCGAUCAGGGUAUUCCAUCCAUGAAUUCCUCCAUCGUCGUUGAAGUAGUCGUCAACGAUCUGAACGAUAACCCUCCAGUGUUUGAUCAGGUCAACUACACUGCAACAGUGGAGGAGAAUGUCUUACCCAACCAACCAGUAACAACCAUCCUCGUCACCGACAUGGAUGCCUCCUCAUCCAAUAACAUCCAGUUCCAGAUCGACCCGGCGUCCAAUCCCAACGGUGUCUUCCAGAUCAACUCCCAGGGAGAGAUAACGCUCACCACUCAACUGGAUCGAGAAACCCAAGCUUUCUAUGAUCUCACUGUCAUCAUGACUGACCCUAAUUAUGACCCCACCUUCAUGGAGACGACCCAUGUGUAUGUGACAGUCCUUGAUCAGAAUGACAACCAGCCUGUCUUCCCUGACCAGCCCUCGGUAACGGUCACCGAGGGGCCAUCAUCCACCGGGGUCAUCUUUGUCACCGUUACGGCCAGUGAUGCUGAUGUUGGCAACAACUCUGAGAUGGUUUACACCAUCACCAGGGGAAACGGGGAGGGCAUUUUUGGUAUCCAUAGCAACAAUGGUUCAAUCUAUAUAAUCAAUGAACUUGACUGGGAGACAACACAGACCUAUGAACUCAUCAUCACAGCGACAGACCAAGCAGUGAACAGCAACGACAGGAGAACUGGAACCGUCACUGUUGUCAUAAAUGUGGAGGACAUCAACGACACACCUCCUCAGUUCCCUUCCAGUUACUUUGGUCCUUACAGCGUCUCUGAGGGUGUACCAGGAACCUAUAUUGGCCCCUUCGUGGCUGUUGAUAUGGACAGUGGUGCGGGUGGCCAAGUGACGUACACCAUCAUUGGAGAGUACAGCGAUUUGUUCAUCAUUAAUCCGACCACGGGAGUGUUGACCCUGAAACCAACCGCAGAACUUGAUUAUGAGACCAGCCAAGAGUUCAACAUCACCAUCAUAGCGACAGAUGCUGGGAUGCCAUCGCUUAAUGGAACUACCACAGUUGGCAUCAUUGUCAUUAAUGUCAAUGACAAUAGCCCCCGUUUCCAAGACACCCCCUACCGCACAAGCAUCAACGACACCUCACCGGUGGACGCCUGGGUGUAUAAAGUGUUAGCCACAGAUGAUGAUGCAGGCCCUGAGGGCGAGGUGACCUAUAGCAUCUUUGACGGCAACACGGGAGGAGUGUUCCGGAUCGAUCCAGUCACUGGAAAUGUCUUCGUCAACAAAACUCUGACCAACGGUGUUUACAGGCUGGUCAUCAAAGCUCAGGAUAAUCCAGCAAACCCAGACAAUGCUCGAGAGGUUACUGAGACUCUUACCAUCUUAGUUGCUGACUCCACCACCGUUAUUCCCAUCUUCCCCAACAAUGGAACCUUCACAGGCAGUGUGCUGGAACACUCAACUGUGGGAACCUUCGUCCUGACGGUUUCUGUUGAGAACGAAGCCGAUGCCGGUGAUUUGACGUAUGCCAUCAGUGGACAAGAUGCAGGCCCAUUCUUUGUCAAUCCUUCAACAGGUGUCAUAACGGUCAACGGCAUACUGGAUGCUGAAAUCCAAGAUCAUCACGUCUUUGACGUCUCUGCUAUUGACUCCAGGGGUGUGAGUGCCAAUGGCAAGGUGAACAUAACUAUACUCAACAUUAAUGAUCACCUGCCACAACUGGACGAGAUUGUCUUCAACUUCACAGUGCCCGAAGAUGCCGGUGAUGGUUACUACGUUGGUCAAGUGAACGCUUCAGAUGAUGACAACACAAACACCAUGCUGCGUUUCACCAUUGAGCGGGGCGCUGGGGACAAAUUCACAAUUGACCCAGUGACCGGCGUCAUCACGGUCCUGGUAGCCUGCCGUGGUGACAUCUGCGACAAUCAACCGCUGGAUAGGGAAGAGCAAGAUCAGUACAUCUUGACGGUGUCCGUGUCUGACCAGGGCAGCCCACCACUGUCCAACAGCGGUGUGGUGUACAUCUACGUGACGGACGUCAACGACUUCCAGCCAUAUUUCCCGGACAACUUUCUGGAUGUUGUCAUCAGCGUGUCGGAAGAUGCCGCAUUGAACCACACUGUGACAACAGUUCAAGCAGUAGAUCAUGAUCAGACGGCUUCUCUGACUUACAGCAUUGUGUCUGUGACUGCAACCAAUCUGCUGGGUGAGCCCAUCGCUAACAUCUCUGCCAUCGAGGGUUUGUUCGGCAUCGAUCCCUACACGGGCACUGUCUACGUCAGUGAAACUUUGGACAGAGAAACAGCCGCCCAGGUCGUCCUGACAAUUUCGGCAAACGAUAGUGCGUCUGUCGACCCUGCGCUGAGUACCAGCAAUCCUAAUGCCAAGGUAACCAUCCAAAUCACCGACGUCAAUGACAACCCUCCAGUCUUCCAACCGCCUGGUACCACGGUAAUUGUAGUGACUGUCCAGGAGGAAUCAGGCAUGGGUACAAUCAUCACCAAUGUGGAAGCCAUAGACCCUGAUGACCCCAUCAAUGGUGUGGUGACCUAUGUCUUAAUGGGUAACCUUACCCAGUUUGUCACCAUCCAUCCUUUCACAGGUCAAAUUACGGUUAACCAGGUUAUUGAUAGGGAGCUCUAUGAUUGGCUGAAUUUCACCAUCAUAGCCAUGGACAGUGGCACACCCUCCCUCUCAACCUCCAUCCCAAUCAGCAUUCAGAUUCUGGAUGUCAACGACCACAAUCCUGUCUUCAACCAGACUAACUUCAUGGCCACAGUCAUAGAGAAUGCCAAUCCGGGCACGUUUGUAAUCGUUACCACGGCAACGGAUCAGGACAUAGGACAGUUUGGAGAGGUGACAUACACGCUGACCGGAGGGGACGGACUAUUCGUGAUCAACUCCACAACGGGUGUCAUCACCACCUUGCAGCCAUUGGACCAAGAGGUCCAGUCCAUUUACACGCUGACGGUCAUCGCAGAGGACAAUCCGGGCGGCUCACAGACCAAUAGUAGACAGGGAUCGACCACAGUGACUGUCAUCGUGGGUAACGUCAACGAGCAUGCUCCAACCACCCAGCGAGAGUUUCCAUUUAUCAUUCUGGAGGAGCAGCCAGGGGGGACGUUGGUCGGUGUCAUCGAUGCUUCUGAUCCCGAUGACCCAAUGCAAGAGCUCAACUUCACCUUCAUCCUUGUUGAACCACCUGAUGGCAAUGUCUUAUUUUUCAUCAAUCAAACCACUGGAGAGAUCUUCACUACCGGACCACUUGAGGCAGAUAAUGCUACUUACGGAAGUACUUUCAACAUCACAGUAUUGAUCUCCGACAAUGGUAGCCCACCACAGACAACCACCACAACGACCAUUAUCACCAUUCAGGACACCAAUGACAACAAUCCAAUCUUCCCCAACGGGCCCUAUGACCUGGCCACCUCAGAGGCUAGCCCUGUGGGCUUCCAAGUUACCGUGGUAAUGGCGGAAGACAUCGACCAGAAUGCCAUGCUGACAUACCGCAUCAUCGGCGGCAACAUAAAUGGGACAUUUUUCAUUAAUCCGACAAAUGGGGAGAUUCUCAUCACCAAGCCAUUGGACUUUGAGACAAGGACCGCAUACAACCUGACAGUCCAAGUCUCAGACCAGGAUGGUCGGACGGGAACCACCUAUGUGGUCAUUAAUGUCAUGGAUGCUAAUGAUCAGGGACCAGUGUUUCUCCGGCAACCCUACCUUUUUGAUGUGUAUGAGAAUGUUGAUCUUGGAACAGAGAUUGGUCACGUAGAGGCAGUGGAUGCCGAUCCUGACCCAUCCAACUCCCAACUGACUUACCACAUUCUGAGCAGUGUGCCAGCCAGUGCACCCUUCGUCAUCAACCAGACUACGGGGGUGAUCACCAGCACUGGGAUCUUAGACCGCGAGAUGCAGGAUAGCUACAUGCUGACGGUAGAGGUGCGGAAUACCCGCUCUGUACCUGGGGAAGAGGAUGUGACCUACAAACUGUCGACCCCUGUCACCAUCACUAUCCUGGAUGUGAAUGACAACACCCCAGUCUUUGCUGGUGGGGAUAACAUCACCAGGAGUUUCCCUGAGAACUCGCAGGUUGAUUUCCCAAUCUACCAGCCUUCUGCUCAGGAUAUGGACAUCGGAGAAAACAGCCAGGUGACCUACUCCAUCAUCUCUGGAAAUGUGGAAAAUACCUUCAGCAUCGACCCUCAGACUGGCGCCAUCAUCUUAGCUCGUCAGAUCCAGUCCCUGACUGUCCCUACCUACACCUUCACCUUGGUGAUUGAAGCUCGAGACAACGGCAACCCCUCCCUGUCCAGCAAUAUUACCCUCAACGCAGUGGUGGGUGAUUACAACGACAACCCCCCUCAGUUCGUCACUCCUUCGCAGGGACAGCUUCUGUUCUUACCCGAGAACGAGCCAAUAGGGUUCCGGAUUGCCUCAGUCCUAGCGGUGGACAUCGAUAGUGGAGCCAAUGGCCAAGUCACCUAUGGCUUCCUGAAUGAGGCGAGUGCUAAGCUAUUCUUUUUCCAGCAGGAGGGAAACACAACGUACCUGUAUGCUAACUUCUCAGCUGACAGAGAGACAAGAGAUCAAUACAAUCUUGUACUUCUAGCUAUGGAUGGUGGCACCCCUCAGCCCUUGCAGACGCCCUUGGAGGUAACUGUGGUCAUCGUGGACAAGGAUGAUAAUGAGCCUUUCUUUUUGAGAGUGGAUAAUAACGUAGCUAUUGUACAGACACUAAAUGUGACUGAGCAUUCCAACGUGAACACAUCGUCUGGAUAUGUGACCACAGCCCUAGAUCUUGACCUGUCUCCAAACAAUGUGAUUUAUUACUAUAUUGUUGGUGGGAAUGAGAACGGCUUUUUUGGAAUCAACAGUACCACCGGUGAGAUCAUCGUCCUGGGAGAUUUGGAUCGAGAGACUAUCGCUACCCACCGGCUCAUCAUCAAGGCCACAAAUAAUGCCAGUUAUGUUCCAUCAGGCAUUUAUGACGUGUCCAAGGACAUGUCGCUCAAGGAGGUGGAGAUUGUAGUGAGAGACAUCAACGACAACGGGCCAAGGUUCACUACGGUCCUCUACACAACCGGCUUACCCCUGGAUGCCGAGAUCAACACGCAAGUGACCUGUAUCAAAGCCACGGAUCUUGAUGUUGGAGGUGGGGGCGCUAUUACCUACGCCAUCCAGUCAGCCACGUUUGUGCUGGGCCAGGACCAGACGACCUUUGACAACAUCUUCUACAUUGACGAGAACUCGGGGUGCAUCCGUACGCGCAACCUACUCAAUGAGGUCAAGGCUGGGGGUUAUUUUGAUCUGACGGUGACGGCUACAGACAAGACUGCCGGGCUGAGUGAUACCGCCCUCGUCAGGGUGUUUGUUUUAGACACCAAUCAGCAGGUUGUUGUCGUAGUUGAUGCGGACAUUGACACUGUCACAAACCUACAGGACCAACUAAUCAGUAUCAUUGCUAACAUCACAGGAGGAAUCGUAAACGUAGACUCCAUCACCUACUUCAUUGAUUCCAAUGGUAACACCGUCAGGGAUCAAACUAUGAUUGUAUUGCAUGUCAUCGACCCAGAGACUAACUCCCUCAUGGAUGCUGACAUCGUGCUCAGGUUGAUUGACGAGAAUAGUAAGAGCAUCAGCUUGUUAUUCCAACAGUAUGGCGUUGUUGAUGUAUAUGCUCUGAUGGGUGGUGUUGGUGGUGCAGGCUUCGGCAUUAUUGAGAUUGCUCUCUUAGCCAUUGCCUUGCUGCUGUUCCUAGGAGCUCUCAUCUUCAUCAUUAUCCUGUGCUGCUUGCAACGAAAAUAUUUGAAGAAGAUCCAUGGAAACAGCCCAGCUGUGAUCUACGCAACAAGAGCCGAUGCUAAUGUGAAGGACACCGCUACCUACCAAGGGUCCAACCCGCUGUGGCUAGAAACAGAAGGUGGUAUCCCUGACGACUGGCCUGACAGUAUCUCUCUCCUCGGUGGAGGAGCAGCUAGAGAGUAUGAAUCACAGGAAGCAAGCAUGGAUUUCUUCUCGGAUAUCCACGCAGAGGUUGCCAAGGAUGCUCUGGUCAUGACAGCAAUGGUCAAUGACAAUCAAACAAGUUCUGUACGAUCCAGGACUACCUCUAACGGUGGGUUGGUCAGCAAUGGACGGGUCAGCAUGGGCGCAGACCAAGGCAAGCUGCGUGUCGUGUCAUCCUCGGCUCCUCUCAUAAUGGACAGCACUAAUACUGAUGGGUCGGUCAGCACUUUGACUAAUCGCAUCAACCGGGAUGGGUCUGUUACGGCCAGCCUGAGCGGCAAGGACGGUGGAUAUUCAGCAUCCGGUGCCACUUACAGCUACUCCACGGCUAGCUUCAGUGGUGACGGGGUGAGACCAUCCACCAGUAAGAAGCUUACCAGCGAAAAGGCCCAGGAGAUCCGGCAGAUGCUUGAUGAGGACCAAGGUGUGGAGGCCACGUUCCUGGACGAAGCAUACCAAGACCAGACCAGCUUGGCAGCUGCAAGAGCAAGUUACCGGGAACAGGUGGAAUUCGACAACCAGCUCAGCCCCAUCACGGAGGAAGACACAGCAUCUUCAUGGUCCUCCUGGACGCGAGACAGUGAGAGGUCUGGAGCGAGGUACGCUGGAUCGGGGACUCUUGACCGCAAUCGCACCUCUGGCUACUCUUCUAAAGACUACCCUGACCCCAUGAAGAAUUACACUACUUCCACCAGCAUUGAGGAGAGCUACUCCCGUUCUGUCAAGGGUCCUGGCAAGUCCGAGUCGUCAAGCUUCUCCCGCCGCGCCAACUCCAAGACUUACUCAGCUGGUGUGGCCACCAGUAUCGGGAUGGUGACCCUGACAGAGGAGACACCAGAAAUGCUGGAAGAAGAUGAAUCGGAGACAUCAUCCAUCGAAGAGGGGGCCGGGAAAACGUACGUCUACAACGUCAGAGGGGACAGCAGCGAGGGUGCUUCAUCCGGACACAGCGCCACCAAGAGGGCAACUGAAACCAGCCUGAUGAACUUUACGCACGAGGAGGAUGACGCCGAUGAGGUCAUUGAAGAGCGGGAGGUAAGGCGAUCUGUGAAAACAACUCGCGGCUUCACCAACAGUGGAUAUGACAACUACUUGGAUGAAGAAUCACGUCUUUAGUGUUUCUGCAUCCAUCAUUGUCUCACAAUGCAUGUUUAACUAUACUGCUCGGAAAUCUUGGUAUGUUUGAGUCACGUUCACUCACAAUCCAAGAUGAAAAUAUGUUGCGUCCGUGCUGUAACCUUGUUUUUUCUCUCAGAUCCAAGUUGUGUAUUUAAAACAGUGUCAUUGGCAAUUCUCAGAUGUAAAAUGUAGCUGCAGUGAGUCUUUCUUUGACGUAGUUUUUCGGCCUCUGUACUUUUCUUCAAUGUAUGAAAACUGUUACAUACUCCUAUUUGGUUGAAUGCAUUGAAAAGUGCACACUUUUACAGAAUCAAAACUAUCUGUUUCCUUGGACAACUGAGGGCGCUGUUGCUGUGACAUCAUCAAGGAAAGACAUGGUUCAGUGCACAGGUGUUUCUGUUCAAAU
Acanthaster planci (crown-of-thorns starfish) is the source of this 19927-nucleotide messenger RNA. RefSeq lists its product as uncharacterized. Gene Ontology annotation, biological process: cell-cell junction assembly; homophilic cell-cell adhesion; cell migration. Gene Ontology annotation, molecular function: calcium ion binding; cadherin binding; beta-catenin binding. Lineage: Eukaryota; Metazoa; Echinodermata; Asteroidea; Valvatida; Acanthasteridae. The record is from RefSeq and is a predicted model, not a curated record. Gene Ontology annotation, cellular component: catenin complex; adherens junction; plasma membrane.